Messenger RNA from Echinops telfairi (small Madagascar hedgehog), 1569 nucleotides. RefSeq names its product amyloid beta precursor protein binding family B member 1 interacting protein (gene APBB1IP). Gene Ontology annotation, cellular component: cytosol; plasma membrane. Gene Ontology annotation, biological process: signal transduction. NCBI's taxonomy places the organism in Eukaryota, Metazoa, Chordata, Mammalia, Afrosoricida, Tenrecidae. The transcript has 12 exons. The record is from RefSeq and is a predicted model, not a curated record. The coding region runs from base 1 to 1569 and encodes 522 amino acids.
AUGGGUGAGUCUAAUGAUGAUAUCGACCAAAUGUUCAGCAAUUUGCUGGGAGAGAUGGAUCUGCUAACCCAGAGUUUAGGAGUUGAAACCCUUCCUCCGCCUGAAACAAGGACUACCAGAACUGAAUUUAACUACACUGUGGGCUUUAAAGAUUUAAAUGAGUCCUUAAAUGCCCUGGAGGACCAAGACUUAGAUGCGCUCAUGGCUGAUCUGGUAGCAGACAUAAGCGAAGCUGAGCAGAGGACAAUCCAGGCACAGAAAGCCUCUGCACAGAAUCCACCGCAUUUGGCACCCCGCGAGGCGUCCCACUUCAGUGGGGCGGCCUUUCUGGGUUCGGAAGCCGAUGCUCCCGCAGCUCGCAUUAGCUACUGUGAAGAUGCUUUCCCACCCCCACCAGCGGAUCCCGUGUUAGACCUUCCACUGCCCCCACCGCCUCCCGAGCCUCUCUCUCAGGAAGAAGAAGAAGCCCAAGCCAAAGCCGAUAAAAUUAAGUUGGCACUGGAAAAGCUGAAGGAGGCCAAGGUUAAAAAGCUCGUGGUCAAAGUGCACAUGAAUGAUAACAGCACCAAGUCCUUGAUGGUGGAUGAGCGGCAGUUGGUCCGAGAUGUUUUAGACAACCUUUUUGAGAAAACUCACUGUGACUGCAAUGUGGAUUGGUGUCUUUAUGAAAUAUAUCCUGAACUACAAAUUGAGAGAAUUUUUGAAGACCAUGAAAAUGUUGUUGAAGUCUUAUCAGACUGGACAAGAGACACGGAAAAUAAAAUACUAUUUUUGGAGAAAGGGGAAAAAUAUGGUGUAUUUAAAAACCCCCAGAACUUUUACUUGGAUAACAGAGGGAAGAAAGACAGCAAGGAAACAAAUGAGAAAAUGAAUGCCAAGAACAAGGAAUCCUUACUUGAGGAAAGUUUCUGUGGCACAUCUGUGAUUGUGCCGGAAAUCGAAGGAGCUCUGUACCUCAAAGAAGACGGAAAGAAAUCUUGGAAAAGGCGUUAUUUUCUUUUACGGGCUUCUGGGAUUUAUUAUGUACCCAAAGGCAAGACUAAGACAUCUCGGGAUCUGGCAUGUUUCAUACAGUUUGAAAAUGUCAACAUUUACUAUGGGCUCCAGUGUAAAGUGAAAUAUAAAGCUCCCACUGACUGCUGCUUUGUCCUCAAGCACCCCCAAAUUCAAAAGGAGUCCCAGUAUAUCAAGUACCUCUGCUGCGAUGACGCAAGGACUUUAAGCCAGUGGGUCACAGGAAUCCGGAUUGCCAAGUAUGGAAAGACCCUUUACGACAAUUAUCAGCGGGCCGUGGCAAAAGCUGGGCUUGCUUCUCGGUGGACCAACCUGGGGACCGUCAGCCCAGCUAUCCCAGCUCAACCACCUGCAGGACGUAAACCCAGUCCUGCCCAGCCCAAUGGCCAGGUUCCUCAGGCUGCGCAUUCUGUUAGUGCUGUCCUCUCUGGGGCCCAGAAACAGGCGGAAAUGACUAAGGUAAGACCAAAGAGGGGGUCACAUGUAGCCUAUCCAACUGUCCCUGAGGAAAGCAAGCUAAAGCACAGCGGCCAGCGUGACACCGGCGGUAAAUGA